This is a messenger RNA of Zygotorulaspora mrakii, 1119 nucleotides long. RefSeq names its product cAMP-dependent protein kinase catalytic subunit TPK2 (gene TPK2). The record is from RefSeq and is a predicted model, not a curated record. NCBI's taxonomy places the organism in Eukaryota, Fungi, Ascomycota, Saccharomycetes, Saccharomycetales, Saccharomycetaceae. Gene Ontology annotation, cellular component: nucleus; cAMP-dependent protein kinase complex. The transcript has a single exon. The coding region runs from base 1 to 1119 and encodes 372 amino acids. Gene Ontology annotation, molecular function: cAMP-dependent protein kinase activity; ATP binding. Gene Ontology annotation, biological process: peptidyl-serine phosphorylation.
AUGGAACCAAUGAAUUCAGAUUACCAGCAACAGCAUUUGCAUCAACAGCAGCAAUCUUAUCAACCCGUGCAGCAAACUGCUCAGUAUUAUUCAAAUAUGCCAUAUGGGGGAGAAGAUGCCACUCAUAAAUCUUUGUUGCCGCAAAGAUCAGUGAUAUCUAAGGGGAAAUAUUCAUUGCAAGAUUUUCAGAUUAUGCGAACUCUCGGUACUGGUUCUUUUGGUCGUGUCCAUUUAGUUAGAUCUGUUCACAAUGGCAGAUACUAUGCCAUGAAAGUGUUGAAGAAGCAACAGGUUAUUCGAAUGAAACAGAUUGAGCAUACGAAUGAUGAACGUCGUAUGCUAAAACUAGUCGAGCACCCGUUCAUAAUUAGGAUGUGGGGUACUUUUCAAGAUGCCAGGAAUCUUUUUAUGGUUGUCGACUAUAUCGAAGGAGGUGAGUUAUUCUCAUUGUUGCGUAAGUCACACCGUUUUCCCAACCCGGUAGCGAAAUUCUACGCCGCAGAAGUCACCUUGGCAUUGGAAUAUCUGCACUCUCAUAAUAUUAUUUAUCGUGAUUUGAAACCAGAAAAUAUCCUUCUGGACCGAAACGGUCAUAUCAAGAUAACAGAUUUUGGAUUCGCGAAGGAGGUCGUCACAGUGACAUGGACACUUUGUGGAACUCCUGAUUAUAUCGCUCCUGAAGUUAUCACGACAAAACCCUACAACAAAUCUGUUGAUUGGUGGUCUUUAGGCGUUUUAAUUUUUGAAAUGUUGGCCGGUUACACACCAUUUUACGAUACAACACCCAUGAAAACUUAUGAAAAAAUCUUACAGGGUAAAGUAAACUAUCCACCAUUUUUUCAUCCAGAUGUAGUUGAUCUUUUGAGUAAAUUGAUUACGGCAGAUCUUACGAGGAGAUUAGGUAAUCUUCAAAGCGGAUCGCAGGAUAUCAAAUCUCAUCCAUGGUUUAGUGAAGUCGUCUGGGAAAAACUUCUGGCAAAAGAUAUCGAAACGCCUUAUGAACCGCCAAUUACCCCAGGAAUUGGUGACACUUCAUUAUUCGAUCAAUAUCCAGAAGAGCAUCUGGAUUACGGCAUCAAAGGUGAGGAUCAAUAUGCACAAUAUUUCACCGAAUUUUAA